Penicillium maclennaniae is the source of this 1206-nucleotide messenger RNA. RefSeq names its product putative aminotransferase. The coding region runs from base 1 to 1206 and encodes 401 amino acids. NCBI's taxonomy places the organism in Eukaryota, Fungi, Ascomycota, Eurotiomycetes, Eurotiales, Aspergillaceae. The transcript is spliced from 7 exons. The record is from RefSeq and is a predicted model, not a curated record.
AUGGCUUCAUUUGACGUGGCAGCCGCCCGCGCCCAGUUUCCGGCUUUACAGCAGGAGCAGAUCUUUAUGGACAAUGCGGGAGGUAGUCAAGUUCUGGGCAAUGUAGCGAAUUCUAUCCGAUCCUAUCUGUUAAACACCAACGUCCAGCUCGGUGCCACAUACAAGAUCUCCCAAACAGCGACUUCAGCGUAUACCGAGGCAUAUAAGGUGGCUGCCCGAUUUAUCAAUGCUGAGCCAGAAGAGAUCAGUAUCGGAGUUUCAACUACCCAGCUCCUGCAUAAUCUUUCCACGGCCCUCAAAGUCCAACACGGUGAUGAGUUGAUCCUGUCCAAGUUGAAUCAUGAAGCCAACACAGCUCCCUGGGUUCAGGUUGCAGAUCGUUUGAACCUGACGGUCAAGUGGUGGGCUGCUUCUGAUCCGACGAACCCCGUCUGUGACCUUGCCGAGCUGAAGAGUCUGCUGUCGGACAAGACACGUCUCGUCGCUUGUCCUCAUGUUUCCAAUAUCACUGGAACCAUCACUCCGGUCCGGGCAAUUGCCGAUGCUGUUCACGCGUAUCCGCGAGCACUACUCUGCGUGGACGGCGUGGCUUUCGCACCGCACCGACAGGUCAACGUACGGGCCCUCGGAGUCGACUUCUAUGCCUUCUCCUGGUACAAAGUCUACGGUCCACAUCUGGCGCAACUAUACGCCUCGCAGCGUAUCCAGAACCAGAUCCAGUCCCUCGCCCACUUCUUCAAGCCCAGUAACACGCUUGAUCUGAAGCUCAACCUGUCAUCCGCCAACUAUGAGCUCACCCAGAGUAUUCCAGCCGUAGUGGAGUACUUUGGCGCCGAGCCGAACAAGACCUGGGCGGAAAUGGCAGCCUACGAGGAGCGGCUGCAGCGGAUUCUACUGGACUUCUUAACUGCGAAUGACCGCAUUACCGUCAUUGGUGAGCCGUCUUCCAGUAGAGAUUUGCGCGUGCCGGUCAUUAGCUUCACGGUGCGAGGCAUUCGUAGCCAGCAACUAGUUGAGGCGAUCGAAGGCCGGUCUACCUACGGAUUCCGUAGUGGCCACAUGUACAGUCACCGGCUGCUAACGGAGGUCUGUGGCCUAGCCGAUGUCGAGGACGGUGUGGUCCGGGUUAGUCUCCUGCACUAUAACUCCGAGGCCGAGGUUGAGGGACUAGUGAAGGUCCUGGGUGAGGUUCUGGCAUCGCUAUAG